UUAAAACGGGAUAUUAUAAAUUGAAAGUGUAAUAAAUAUAUAAAUAGAACACACGGAAAAUAACAAAUCACAGAAGUCAAAUACGUUUUGAUAGAAAAAAUAAGUGCGUCUUGUAAUGCGCCUUGGGGGCGGCUUACCAUACGACGGCGACCCCCCGACAAUGAGCGCAGCUGGCAAUGAUUAUGCAGAAUUAUGCGAUCUUGGACCCUCACGAUGGAGUUCGCGUGGCUAUUAUUAUGCACCACCCGCACAUGCGACCGCAUUACAUCCUAGUGCCGCGACCGGCCUACAACAACCGCAAUCCUCAUCCAGCGUACCGACCGGCAGUUCGGCCGGUCUCAGUGCGCAUCCGUUGCGCACACCGAGCAGUUACGAGGCGGAAGACGUUUCCUUUGGCAUGAUUAGUCCACCGCCGGGUGUUAUCGGUCCGUCGUCGGUUGGUCUUAGCGGUACGUACGGCAUCGGUUCGCGUAUUGGCAAUAGUACGAGUUCGUUACGUGGCGGCCGUUCGGGUCUUUAUUACUCACCGCCCGGUACGUCAUACACAAUUGUGGAACGACCACAUUCGCCGCAUUACUAUUACAAUACGGCCGGUGCACCAACGAAGGGUGGCUCAUUGCCGGGACGUGGUUCGUCAUAUCUAUCGUCAACAGCAUCGCCCACCAGCCAUAUGGCGGCCACAGGUGGUGGUGGUACGCUACCCAACUCAACGGCGACGAUGGGUGGGCGUGCACACAGCAGUAUGGGCAUGGCGAAUGGCAAUAAAAAGCGUCCCAUCUCGCCGGAGCAAGUGCUGCGCAUGUUUGGUGCGACGCAAUCUUCUUCAGUUCCUACAAGCAGCUAUCACUAUAGCAACGGCACAAGAGAUCGUACUGGACGCCGCAGCCCGGCGAGUAGUCCGCCCUCGACCACGCAUCAGAUGUAUCGUGAGCGAGAUCGAGAUCGUAGCAUAACGAAUAUACAUGAAUUAACCACACGUACCAUAAACAUGUCACGCGAUCAGCAGAUCGAUCAUGGUUUUGGUAUUUGUGUUAAAGGAGGAAAAGACUCAGGAUUAGGCGUCUAUAUCUCACGCAUCGAAGAGAAUUCAGUGGCUGAGCGCGCCGGCCUGCGCCCCGGUGAUACAAUCCUAGAGGUGAAUGGCACGCCGUUCACUUCAAUAAAUCACGAGGAGGCGUUAAAAAGAUGUGUGCAGAUAUUGAAAUCAUCACGUCAAAUCAGUAUGACGGUGCGCUCACCACCGACGCUCAACUCCCACGCGCCACUACAUGGCUUUGGUCCACCCUCGUCGCGGGAUCCCAUGUACGCAUCGAUGGCGCCACUACUGCCACAAUCGGCGGCCGGCUUACCGCCCGGAGCGACGAUGAUUGGCGGCGGUGGUCUACCAUUUCGUCAGACAUGUUCCUGGAUGGACCGACAUGGUCGUCCCGCUUCGCCACCCAUGGAGUAUGGUGGACGGCAUACGGAUCGUCGUGAGAGAAUUCGACGCGUAGAGCUGCUCAUUGAACCGGGUCAGUCGCUGGGUCUAAUGAUACGCGGCGGCGUUGAGUACGGCCUCGGCAUCUUCGUCACCGGCGUCGAUAAGGACAGUGUCGCAGAUCGUGCUGGCCUCAUGGUCGGCGACGAGAUACUCGAGGUCAAUGGUCAGUCAUUUCUCGACGUGACCCAUGACGAGGCGGUCAGUCAGCUGAAAUACCAUAAACGUAUGUCGCUUGUCAUACGUGAUGUUGGUAAAGUGCCACAUUCCUGUACAUCCAUAGAGAUGGAGCCUUGGGACGCGUAUAGUCCGACGGGGACGAGAGCUCGUCGAAAAGGUCAAAUAACCGCUAUGGUGGAGGAGAAAGCACGCUCGCUCCUGCCACGCCAUCAAUUCGCAAGUCUCUCGUAUUAUAUUGCUGAAUAUGCUGCGAGAGCGAUGACCAUAGAUGCCUUUGUUGCCGUCUUAUUAGAAAUGUUAGACACAUAUGAGAAACAUACGUUAGUGACGGAACUACGCGAACUUAUAUAUCCAGAGGAUCGUACGCGAUACGAUGAGCUUGUUUAUCGUAGAGAACGUGAUCCGUAUAGCGUGGAAAGGCACAGGCGUAAAGGAGAAACCGCACGUGAUUUACCGGUAACCGAUGUUGACUUGGAAGUAAGCGCGGCCACCGGACGCAGUCCAUCGUCAGACUCCGGGCUGGGCAUGACAGUGUCGGACAUGAAGAAUCGGCCAGCGCAACAAUUGCCCUAUCGCCCCAUGUCUGCCGGUCCCGUCUUGCAUCGCUCAUCCCACAAUUACCAUCAUCCAGCGUCAUAUCCACAUCCGCAUCCACCACCACAUCAUCACUCAUCGUUGCGUCAUCUGGGCGGCACGGCUGCCGCGUUGCAGCGCGAAAGAGAACGGGAGGCACGUUGCUUGGCCGCCGCCGCUGCGGCCAAUAUAAAGACGAGCGGCGCGCAACAGCAACAGCACCAGCUACAGAAACAGCAACAUUCACAGCAUGCAACCACAUCAUCAUCAUCGUCGUUGGCAACAAAUAAUCAAUCAAUCUGUAAAAUAUAUACCACGGGCGUUGAUAACAACAAAACUGACAAUCAGCAUCAGGAAUACGGCUGUGAUGACCAUAGGUCCCGUAGAGGCAGUGAAACUCAAAUACCACACUCGGAAUACGAACAAGAUGCGGAACAGGAGUUGGCCACAAAACUUUCGAGAAGUUUCGAUAUGAAGGAGGAGGGAGGCACACUGUUGGGCGACAAAGGUGUACGCAGACAUCAGUCCAUGCAACGCCUUUCGGCCGAGCAAAAUGGUUCAACGACUGAACAAACACAUGAACACAAUCCAAACGUCGUACCUGAUCAUAGAGGCAACUUACACAUUACUGUUAAGAAAACUAAACCAAUUUUAGGUAUUGCUAUCGAAGGUGGUGCUAACACAAAACAUCCGCUUCCAAGGAUAAUCAAUAUCCAUGAAAACGGUGCAGCAUACGAAGCGGGCGGCCUCGAAGUCGGGCAACUUAUACUGGAGGUGGACGGCAACAAAGUCGAGGGUCUACAUCACCAGGAGGUUGCCCGCCUGAUAGCCGAAUGCUUUUCGAAUCGCGAAAAGGCCGACAUAACCUUCUUAGUUGUCGAAGCGAAAAAAUCGAAUCUGGAACCAAAACCAACAGCGCUUAUAUUUUUAGAAGCCUAACAUUUGCUUGCCCUGCCGGCUAAUGAGGACCCACUGGAACGACAAAAGCUCGAGUUCCUAUUCGAAUGGGGUAUCGAUUUAACGACAACGCCAAAACCAAUGCCAACACCAAUACCAUUAACAAAAGCUAAAAAUCCACCGCCACUGCCACUCAACAUUAAAUCCAUCAACCAUCCAUCACAUCAGCCAACAACGGCGACACACGCACACACACACACAACGCUGGCGCCGCAUCAUCAUCAGCAGCCAACGACGCAGCAACAUGUUGCCAACGCAACAACGACACCAACAACAACCAACAUAACGACGCGAACGCAUACGCCACAAACUACACAAGCGAGCACGGGGAUGCCAGCGCAGACGACGAGCGCCCAAUACACGAGAAGUCCAACACAACAACAGCAACAACAACACUACCAACAACGUACAACACCCACUACAGCUACAACAACACCGACAAAAAGUACACAACAACAACAGCAGCAACGUCAAAGACUGACCCCAGGCGAGCGCACGCGCGCCGCGGCCACUACAAGAACAACAGCAACACCAACAGCAUCAGCGCCAACGUCACGUGAGCACACACCCACGCGCACCACACAAUCACAUUCACAACAACAACAACAUCAGCAACACAAUCAGUCAUCCUUACAGCGCCAAACAUCGGUGAAUCAACAAAAAUCACAACAACAACAUCAACACGAACAGAGGCGCGACCUCGAACGCAAAGACUCACAGCGCGAACGCGAUCGCGCGAAAGAGCGUGAACAUGAGCGCCAGCGUGCACAUGCUGAUGCGCGCGAGCGUGAGCAUGAGCACGAGCACGAACGCGAGCACGGACGCGCACGUGGCCGUGAGUUGGAGCACGAGCGUGAACGGCAGCGUGAUUAUGCGCACGAACGUGCACGUGAUUACCAACACGAUCGGGAGUAUGCGCGUGAACGUGAGUAUGCCGCACGUGAGCGUGAAUAUGAGCGUGAGUUGUCACGUGAUGCGCGUCACGCUGAGUAUGAGCGCGAGCUGCCACGUGAUGCACGCCAUAGCGAGUAUGAGCGUGAUCGUGAGCGUGAUUACGCGCGCGAACGUGAGUAUGAGCGAGAGCGCGACUCCGAACGUGAACACGCCCCACCACCGUCAUCAGCACACACAACACAACAACAAGCCCAUCAUCACCAACAACAAACACAUUACAAUAAAACGAAUUAUAAUUCCGUUUACCAGUAAAAAAAGAACAAAAGGAAAACCAACAAACAAACAAACAAAACCAAACGAAUUUGAGAAAUUGCUAACGAAAUUAACCACCAACAACAAAGAAACGUAUGCUUGUAAAAUUAAUUACUUAACGCAGUAACAACAACAAUAACAGCAAUAGCAACAUGGUACAAACAACAUGAACAACAAAAUUGAAACAACAACUCUACACAACAACAACAAUAGUAACCAUGCAUGGAACAACAAUAAAGUCUAUAAUUUUGAAUUGUGCAAACUGUGUAACUUCCACGCGUUAAAAGAAACACUUAGCAAUUCCUGUACGCAAUAGUCCAAUUCUAGCAACAACUUACAAUUAACUAUCUGCAUAGCGCCGCCGUUCGUUUCACUACAAUACCCCCGCCUACGCGUUCCAUCUUAGUACCCCGCGCUCUCAUAGUAUCGCUUAAAAUUUUUCUCCUCUCUAUCUCUCUCUCUCCGAUCAUAGAAAAAAAUAUUAAAAAAAAUUAAAAAAAAAAAUGUUUUGUGUGCUUAAACGGUUAUAAUUUUUAGCUUUUGUACACCAACACGCUAAAUUGUAUUAUUUGCAAUUUUCACCACACACACACACGAGAUACUCAGCCAAGUUGUAGAGACAUUUAACAGCUUAUUUUUGCUUCCGCCUCGUCUAUGUUUUUUAGAUGUUUGUGCUUAGUGUUUUAUGGUCAGCUUUAAAUGCUUCAAACGCUUAAAAUCACGUUCACAGCAGCAGCAAGUAUGAGGAGGCGUCCAACGCGCCAUGUUAAGGUUGCCGAGCUUAUGUUAGGUUGAGUGCUAACAGCACUUGUUUUGUAUUUUCAACAGGAAAUUUAAGAAAAUUUUAGUUUAGACUGAGUUCUUUAGGGUUAAAUGUUGUAAGGAAGGUUUGUCAAUUGUGGAAAUAGGCGACAGCGUUGCCAACUUGUUUAAAAGUGUUUCGCUUUUUGUUAAAAAAAGUUUAAUUUCUAUGAAGAUCUCAAAAAGUGUUGUUAAAUGCGAUUUAGGUAUUACGAUUAAUACAAUAAACCCAGUGUUUAUGCUAAACAUCAGUCUGAAAGUUAAACUUAAGUUUAAAAACAAGUUGAAUCUCUAAGAAGACACCUAAAAGUGCUGUUCAAUACGAUUUAGGUGAUAAAUUUUAUACUUUAAACUCCGUGUUUAUGUUAAACACCAAUAUAAGGCAUAAACUCGAGUUAGCGCCCCAACAUGAACUCUAUAAAAAGCACCUAAAAGUGCCGUGUAAGUGUAUUUAAUGAUCAUCAUUUGUACGCUAAACUCCAUGUUGAGGCUAAACACCAGUACGACGCAUAAACUCGAUGAAAUGGGCUAACUAAAGCUUUCACCGAAACCUCAUGCAGCAUUGGAAACUCUUGCUUUACACCUGCGCUGUUGAGCACUUUGCUUUAUUGCAUAUUUAAACUUCCAAAUUUAUUCGUAUCAAUAAAACACUGCCACAACAACAAA
Molecule: messenger RNA, 5860 nt
Organism: Bactrocera tryoni
Lineage: Eukaryota; Metazoa; Arthropoda; Insecta; Diptera; Tephritidae
Gene: dysc
Exons: 17
Cellular component (GO): cilium; stereocilium tip; stereocilia ankle link complex
Molecular function (GO): protein binding
Source: RefSeq, a predicted model, not a curated record